Messenger RNA from Lotus japonicus, 1415 nucleotides. RefSeq names its product protein yippee-like At3g08990. NCBI's taxonomy places the organism in Eukaryota, Viridiplantae, Streptophyta, Magnoliopsida, Fabales, Fabaceae. Gene Ontology annotation, cellular component: ubiquitin ligase complex. The transcript has 5 exons. The record is from RefSeq and is a predicted model, not a curated record. The coding region runs from base 194 to 604 and encodes 136 amino acids.
UUUGCAUUUUUGACAUUACCAGUUUGAUUAUCAAUGCCUGAUCUCUUUGUUUUCUUACUAGCCAAUUUUCUCUGUUGGGAUUUUUUUGUUUUUAAAUUUUUUUUUCAAUUCUUGUUGGGUGGUUUUGUGAAGGGAGUUUAUGUUAACUGUUUUAUGUGUGGUGUGAAGUUUGCAGAUUAGUGUAGAGAGAAACAUGGUACAAGUUUCCUUGAUCAACCUUGAAGGAAACUUCUAUAGUUGCAAGCAAUGCCUCACUCAUUUUGCUCUUGAAGAGAAUAUCAUUAACAAGAAUUUCACUUGCACUCAUGGGGAAGCCUAUCUUGUUGAUAAAGUUGUGAAUGUCACCACUGGCGAGAAAGAAUCGCGGAACAUGCUCACAGGAAAGCACAUUGUUGUCGACAUAUCUUGUGCUGGAUGUAGGUCUAUUGUUGGAUGGAAAUAUGAGACUGCUCAGGAUAUGAGCCAGAAGUACAAAGAAGGGAAGUUUAUCCUUGAAAGGUAUAAGUUGUUGGGACCUGGUGGCAGCAUAUGCUUGCCACCAGUUAAUGCGAUUGUACCACCACUAUCGGUUGAGACCCAUAGCUACGCAGCCGGCCACUUCUAAUGCUGAUUUGCAUAAUCAUAUCCUACGCCAGAUUCUACGAAGUCUGGAGGUCUCACACAAGAACCAGCAGAAAAUCUGGAUGAGGAUGGGAGGUGCACAGGAGGAGUUACUGCCGUAUGCGCCUUAUGAUGAUAGGGAGAGGGAGAUCUUAGACUUGGGGCAGCAGCCUCAGAGCAGCAUAGCAACAGCUACAAAGGACGACGAUGAUGCUGGUGACCACAUGCAGGAAGAUGAUCCUUGAUGGACUAUUUCUCUUUUAUGUUGUUAUUUUUGCUAUUUUUACGGUUUCUCUUUUAUGUUAGUUUUUCAUAUUUUGUUUUUAUUUUGAUUGUGUUUCUGGAUAGAGCCAUUUUGAGCUCUCAUGCAGUGUGUGGUCUGGACUUUUAUGAAUUGAUGGUAUUGCGUUGUGAUUGUCUAACCGAUUCUGCAUGUUUUGUUAUGAGAACUUCAGUGAUUACCAUUGAGGAGUGGAAGGAACUCGGGGGGCACAACAGUGAGAGAGGUCCUUACCAUUAGUGCUCUCAAAUUAAACAUGGGGAUUGUCAAGAAAAAAAAGGAAUUAUUUGAAUCACAUCACUUAACUGUUUAAUUUGCAUAUGGAUAUUUUCACACAUAAGUAGAGUAGCAAAGUGGGCUUGACCCGUCAGGCCAUCCCGUCAACCCGCUAAAACGGGGCAUGGCGAGCCAUAGAUUAAGAGACUCGCAAACCAGUACAAACCGCACAAUGAAAUGAGUCAGUUUGUCGCAGAGCGAGUCAAUCUAUUGAGUUCAAUUGUUUUUUUAAUCCUUGAGUAGUUUACCGCUUACCUAG